AUGAACCAAAGUGUGGGUGAGAAAGUUGAAGAGAAGCAAUCUCUCGUUAGACCAAAGUCUUCAUCUUCUUCUCAAAGCCCACAUAACUACAUCGCAAAAGCUUUAGUUCCUUUGUCUUCAUUAGUAUUAAUCUUAAUUAUAUCGCAAUACACAGAUAAAUUAAUGCAGCAAUCGUUUGAAAUCAGUAAUGUAAUACCACCACCAGUGUAUGGUGCAUAUAUUUUCGAUAUAAAGUUAAAUGAAAUUCCAAAAACAUUUCAAUUUUUCGAUGUGACAUUAUAUUUUACAUGUCAAUCUCCUCCAGCAAAACCUUUCAACGUAAAGAUAUUUUAUAAUGAUACUAUUUCCAAUAAAAUUAAUAACGUUACAAGACAAGUUACUCUUCUCCGUCCAAAUGCAUUCUCAACAGUUGUUCUAAAGAAAAGUUAUCUCUUAUCCAAACUGAAAGACGAUAUUUACUUCAAAAUUCAAAAUAUUCCAGAAGAAGUCACGGGAUUUCUCAUUCAAAUUCGUGGUAUUUCAUUAUCGACAUACUAUUUUUCGUAUAUACAUCUUGCUUUUGCAUGUAUUGCAUUAUUGAUAGUAGGUUUUAGCGUUUUUAGAAUAUAUCUACGGAAAAGUUAUAAUACAAAUAAUUUACUGAAUAUCACAUUCUUUAUCUCAUGCAUUGGUUAUAUUUUCCCUUAUGAUAUGCUGAAUAUUUCUUCAAUUAAUUUUAUUCCUCCGAUAUUAACUUCAUUCUUUCCUGGUUUCUUCUGCUACUUUUCAUUUCAGAUACUAGAAGAUGCUGGGCCUCUUGUUCCUUUACCAGUUAUCUUCAAAGAAAAUACAACCUUAAGAUUAUCCAUUUGCUUAUCCAUUUUCUGCUGUUUAUGCGAAAUGUUUCGAAGCAGCGAUUUCAAAUACAUAUUCUUAAUGCUAUUUUUUGUAGCAUUCCUCGUUUAUACAUAUUAUAUCCGAGCAUUAUACAAAGUAAUGCAGUGUCAACAGAAGAGAAUUGAAGAAAGUUACGCGAUGUGGCUUCGUUCUCUAUUUUUAGUAAUUUCAUUACUAUUUUUAGGGAAGGAUAUUCAGUUUUAUAUUAGUAUUCCGUAUCAAAUUUGCAAAUCAAUAGAAAUAUUAUCAACAUGGACAGUAAUAGGCACAACUAUUGCUACAUUAAAUAUCAUAUCCGCUUCUGAUUCAAACUCUUUCCAAAAUGUCUCGGUGUCAAAAGAUGACGGGAAGUUCCUUUCGUCACUUUUUGAAUCUCCUGAAACAAACAACAAUAACAGAUAUGUACAAAACGAUGAUUUCACAACGACACAGCUUGUUGAUGGCAUAUUCAAUAAGGAAUACCCAGAAGAAUCGUUUGGCGGCCAAGCUUACUAUAAUCCACAAGGAUAUGACCAAUAUCCACCUGUUUAUGAAGACCAAUACAUGAACCAAGGUGGAUAUGGACGACCAAUGUAUGAACCUGGUAUGUAUCAAAACGAAAAUAUUCAAAACCAAAUGUAUUUGCAAUCUUUCUAUUAA
Trichomonas vaginalis G3 is the source of this 1515-nucleotide messenger RNA. RefSeq lists its product as uncharacterized. The transcript has a single exon. The coding region runs from base 1 to 1515 and encodes 504 amino acids. NCBI's taxonomy places the organism in Eukaryota, Parabasalia, Trichomonadida, Trichomonadidae. The record is from RefSeq and is a predicted model, not a curated record.